This is a messenger RNA of Linum trigynum, 2085 nucleotides long. Lineage: Eukaryota; Viridiplantae; Streptophyta; Magnoliopsida; Malpighiales; Linaceae. The record is from the annotation of a GenBank genome assembly.
CUGUAUGAGAUUCUAAUUUGUAUAGACUUUUUUUUUUAUUGAAAUCAUCUAAACGAUUGUGAUUCCAACCUAAUUUUCCAUUUUUAUGUAGUUACUUAGAAAUAAUAGAAAUAUUGAACUAAUCGCUCAUCUACCAAAAGGUUAAAUUAUGCACUAAAAUCUCUAGAAGAUGUAAAUUUCCGCUGUAAAACGGUAAAUUUUAGUCACACUCAACCCGUCGUUUCCUCUUGAAAUUUCUCAAUCCAUAUCCCUUUUAUUUUUGUCUCCUUUUUCCGGGUUUCCCACCGAGUGGGCUGGCCAAAACAAAAGUCCGAGAAAAACCAAUUCAAUUCUCUCUCUAGCCCGGCCCCGUGACGAACUAACGACGAACGACGAGUAAUCGUACACCGCAAUCUUCUCUCUCUAGAAUUUCUCUGACCCAAAAGAACUUUCAUUUUACUUUUGAAUCCAAUUUCUACCUAUCUGCUCUCGUUUUAGUCUACUCCGCCUCCAUUUCGAAAACUCAAAUUCUCUUGGCUUCGUUCCCAAGUCUCUCUCGCUCUCUCUUCUUCGCCGCAUCUCGCUUCCGUUCGCGCCAUGGCCGGACGAUUCGACCCCAACCCGUUCGAGGAAGAGGAGGUGAAUCCGUUCUCAAAGCCUGCAAACUCAAGGCUUUCGCCGCUACCUCCUGAGCCCGCAGGUUUUGGCGGCUAUAAUCAUGGUGCAACAGUUGACAUUCCUAUUGAUUCAGCUACGGACUUGAAAAAGAAAGAGAGGGAACUGCAAGCCAAGGAGUCUGAACUUCGCAGGAGGGAACAGGAUAUCAAAAGACGGGAAGAAGCAGCGGCCAGAGCUGGAAUACAACUGGAGGAGAAAAAUUGGCCACCUUUUUUCCCAAUUAUCCACCAUGAUAUAUCAAAUGAGAUACCAAUUCAUCUUCAAAGGAUUCAGUAUGUUGCUUUUUCAACGUUCUUAGGAUUGGCUCUCUGCCUUCUGUGGAAUGUAAUUGCAGUAACAACAGCAUGGAUCAAGCAUGAAGGAGUGAAGAUAUGGUUUCUUGCCGUUAUCUACUUCAUUUCAGGAGUUCCAGGAGGUUAUUUCUUGUGGUACCGCCCACUGUACCGGGCAUUUCGGACUGAUAGUGCUUUGAAGUUCGGGUGGUUUUUCUUCUUCUAUCUGAUCCAUAUCGGCUUCUGCAUUGUUGCUGCGGUUGCUCCCCCAAUCUUUUUCAAAGGAAAAUCCCUCACUGGUGUUCUAGCCGCAAUUGACGUUAUAGGAGAUAGCCUUCUGGUUGGAAUCUUCUACUUUGUCGGGUUCGGCCUCUUCUGUGUUGAAAUCAUUCUCAGCAUCUGGGUUCUCCAGCAAGUAUACAUGUACUUCCGCGGAAGCGGUAAAGCAGCAGAGGUCAGGCAUGAGGCUGCAAGAGGAGCAGUGAGGGCAGCAAUAUGAUACGAAUAUCUCCGGACGCUUUCAGAGAACUAAACAGGUGAAGACUGCCAUGUGAUUCUAGGGUUGUAUAUGCGCAUAGCUUCUACGUACAUGUUUCCUUUAUAGAGAGUGAUUUGCUUCCCCUGCCGUUCUUUAUCCGAGAAUCAGUCUCUUUGCUGAAUAGACAACAAAGUUUUCAUUACCCUUUGCAAUUCUAUUUCUCGUUGGAUUGAUUUUCGCGUCCUUGUAUAUUUACCGAAAAAAUCGAUCGAUUUAUUUUCUUGCUCUAGUAUUAGUUUCCUUCCGAGCGAAAGUUUGAUUUCCUUGCUACUUGUACCUUGAUAUUCCCCAGCGAAAUUUUGGAUCAUGUUGCACUGUUCUUGCUGCUCUCCCUCUAGCUUAAGAGAUUCAUAUGUUAAUUCGUUAGCUCGCUCUCGGUUCGUAUUAACAGUCCUUCAGUUUUCUCUUUCGUUGUUGUCCGUAAAAUGUUAGUCCUUGUGAAGUUACUCUAGCUAUGGCGUCGUCUUUGUGUUAGGUCUUUUUUUCCCCCGCAUUGUUGAAUGUUUUUAGCCUAUCAGUGCGAUUACCAGAAAGUCGGCUUUCGUGAAGAGAAUCAAUCUACCGUCCCAAAGUCCAGAAAUGGUCAAUUGGUCAUAUCCAUAAAUUUAUUGCAACCAU